Messenger RNA from Ceratitis capitata (Mediterranean fruit fly), 2610 nucleotides. It is a transcript of the gene Spg7, whose product is annotated as paraplegin. The record is from RefSeq and is a predicted model, not a curated record. The transcript is spliced from 9 exons. Gene Ontology annotation, cellular component: membrane; m-AAA complex. Gene Ontology annotation, molecular function: metalloendopeptidase activity; ATP binding; zinc ion binding. NCBI's taxonomy places the organism in Eukaryota, Metazoa, Arthropoda, Insecta, Diptera, Tephritidae. Gene Ontology annotation, biological process: protein-containing complex assembly; mitochondrial protein processing. Bases 179 to 2488 code for a protein of 769 amino acids.
CGGAAAAAAUCGAUGUUUUUUGAUAUAUAUAAUGUUCCACCGGCUUGUCAUAACAAUUCUAGCAAUAUUUUUUUCUAUUGUUUUGGUGUUUCAGUGUGGAUAUAAAUAAAUAUAUCAUUGCGAAAGAAUUGUCUAAUUAUCUUAAAAGUGUGAUAUACUUAACUAAUUGAAAAGAAACAUGCUUUCUAUAGGUGUAGAAUCUAUGUCAAAAUAUAUGAAACAAUUAUAUAAUAUGAAAGGUCUUGUUAUGGUGAAAUAUACAAAAGAGCUCCGAAGCAAUCAGCUUUUUAGUAUUCCAAAAAUCUGUACUGCGACACAUAAGGUCAAACAGUUUUCUAUUGAAUACAAGGCGGGAGUUAAUUUGCUUGCAAGAUCGUGUAAUAUGUCACCUUUAUUAGUUCGCAGAUUACAUUUAAGUAACACUGUUCUAACUACCAAUAAUCCGGGUAGUGGUAAGCAGAAGCCAGACAAUUCUAACGAGAAUGAUAGAAACAAGUCAAAUAAGAAUGACAAAGACGGAAACGAAAAUGAAGAUAAAGUAAAAUCAAUCCUCUCUAAAGCACUUUUAUGGAUGUUUGCUGUUUAUAUGUUCGUUGUAUUUGUAUCAUUAAUAAUGACUCCCAGAGCGGAACGUCCUGAGGGUUCAACAAGAUACGUAUCUUGGAAUGAGUUUGUACAUCACAUGUUAGCUACCGGUGAAGUGAAAGAACUCAUUAUAAGGCCGGAUAUGGAAAUGGUUACAAUAAUUUUGCAUGAAGGUGCUAUAAUUAAAGGAAAAAGGGUGUCGUCCACAAUAUUUCAUAUGGCCAUAGCUGAUGCAUCUAAAUUUGAGGAAAAAUUGCGGGAAAUUGAAAAAAGACUUGGUAUAGCUGAAGGCGUUGCUGUUACAUAUGACAGGCAAAGUGAUAUUACUGGGCGUAUAAUGGUGCUACUUCUAUUCUUCGCUUUAAUUAUGUCCAUUGCAUCGAGAAUGAAGGGAGUCAGAAGCCCUAUAAACAUGGAUUCUUUCUCUCAAAUGGGUCGGGCGAAGUUCACUCUUGUGGAUCCGUUUGAGGGUGGAAGAGGGGUACUUUUCAAAGACGUAGCAGGUCUACAAGAAGCUAAACAAGAAGUAAGGGAAUUUGUUGACUAUUUGAAAACACCCGAAAAGUAUCAAAGAUUGGGGGCUAAAGUUCCUAAAGGAGCAUUACUGCUAGGACCACCCGGCUGUGGAAAGACUUUAUUGGCAAAAGCUGUAGCUACGGAAGCCCAAGUACCUUUUCUGAGCAUGAAUGGCUCAGAAUUUAUAGAAAUGAUUGGUGGUCUUGGUGCAGCAAGAGUAAGAGAUCUCUUUCAAGAAGGAAAUAAACGAGCUCCUUGCAUAAUAUACAUAGAUGAAAUUGAUGCAAUUGGUCGGCAACGGUCUGGAACAGAAAGCUUUAGUCAAGGAGGUUCUGGCGAAUUAGAACAAACAUUAAAUCAGCUUCUUGUAGAAAUGGAUGGUAUGGCGUCCAAAAAAGGAGUUCUCAUGCUUGCUAGUACCAACCGAGCUGAUGUAUUAGACAAGGCUCUACUUCGUCCUGGUAGAUUUGACCGUCAUAUACUCAUAGAUUUGCCAACUUUGCAUGAACGAAAAGAAAUUUUUGAGAAACAUUUGUCCAGUAUUAAACUUGAUUCGGACCCAACAAAGUUUUCAGAAAAACUUGCUAGAUUAACACCAGGAUUUUCAGGAGCUGAUAUAGCAAAUGUGUGUAACGAAGCUGCCCUACAUGCAGCACGAAAUUGUGAAACAAAAGUAUCCCAAGCAAAUUUGGAAUAUGCUGUGGAGAGGUUGGUUGGUGGAACUGAGAAACGCUCUCACGCACUAUCGCAAGUGGAAAGAAAGGUUGUAGCUUAUCACGAAUCUGGACAUGCCCUUGUUGGCUGGCUUCUUCCUAAUUCUGAUAUUUUACUGAAAGUAACAAUUGUGCCCAGAACAAGUCUCGCUUUAGGAUUCGCGCAAUAUACGCCUAGUGAACAGAAAUUGUAUAGCAAGGAAGAGCUUUUUGAUAAAAUGUGUGUUGCACUAGGAGGUAGAGCGGCUGAAAAUAUAAUAUUUAAUAGAAUAACAACUGGAGCCCAAAAUGAUUUAGAGAAGGUUACUAAAAUCGCAUAUGCACAGAUUAAAAAAUUCGGAAUGAAUGACAAUUUAGGGCCUAUAUAUAUAACCGAUGCCGAAGAAAAAGGGAUUUAUACGCAUCCAUAUUCAGAAAACAUGCACAAGAUUGUUGAUAAAGAAGCCCAAAACCUAAUAAGCAGUGCCUACUUUAAAACCGAAGAACUAUUGAAAAAGAACAUUGAUAAAUUAGAAAAGAUGGCUGAAGCGCUGCUUGAAAAAGAAACGUUGUCUUAUGAAGAAGUGGUCAAUCUAAUUGGCCCACCUUCUUACGAUGUCGCAAACAGAGCACUAGAGCCUGUUGAAUUCGAAAAGUCAUUAAAAAAUCUUAGCGAAAAUGAUGAGCAAUCAUAACUUUGACAUACUUAUGUAUAUAUAUACAUAUUAUUAAGUGUUAUUUUAAAGUUUUGUUAUGAAAAAGUAUAAAAGCAAAUAUAGAAAAGUUCAAUGACUAAUCACCUUUCUAAAAGAUUUUA